Molecule: messenger RNA, 1167 nt
Organism: Mesorhabditis belari
Lineage: Eukaryota; Metazoa; Nematoda; Chromadorea; Rhabditida; Rhabditidae
Source: the annotation of a GenBank genome assembly
AUGACUCCUACUCAAAUAACAAUUAAGAAGCCCAUGCGAAAAGCGUUCGUGGGAACAAUUCGGCCGUGUCUACGCAAGACAUUUGCCUUGAGCCAGAGCUCUCACCAUCUUGUUGGAAGGAGUUACUCUAUUCGACCGUUCUCAUCAUCGUCAAUCGAUACGAACGUUGCUGGCACGAACCACUUCGAUGACAGGAAUUUGUCGGUGGCGGGCCGAGAAACGAUUCGCCAGAUUUUGAAGAAACUACAAGAAAGGAAUUAUUUUGUAACCUUGCCGGAGGAUAAGCUCACUGCUAUCUUGAUUCCAUUAUUUGCGAAACUUGGCGCAAAUGGUUUAACAACAGACUUUCUGAUAGCCGAAUGCAGUCGAAACGACCAUUUUCUACAGCUGUUAUUAAGCAAAUUUCAGGAAGACCUUUUUGAAAUUUGUAAAGUGUUGACAACCUAUUGCUCAUUAACGUACGAGGAGAUAUUUUUGAUGCUGAAGAGUAUUGAGUACGAUAUUUCACAUUCGGGAGGAGAUGUUGGUGUUUCGGGUCGUUUGGAUGUGCUUCUCAAUUUGUCGGGCGUUGAAUACGGGCGCAAUUUGGGGCAAUUGGUGCUAAAAUGUCCACCGCUAAUAUUUGCCCAAGACCCGGAGAAGAUAAACGAGAUUUUCAACGCAUUACGAUCAUUUUUCACAAAAAAGCAGCUUGUUGACCUUGUUCAAUAUACGCCGCAAAUACUCGUGAUGAACUUUGAAGAAUUAGAGCAAAAAUACGAAUACAUUUUCUAUCAUAUGGGCCUUGGGGGAGAGGAUUUUCUUGGCUGCAAAAGUUGGAUCGAGAUGAGCCUUGAAGAAAUGAUGCUGCGGCAUAGUUGCUUGGUGAAAAGUGGAAGAUAUCAUUUUCCUGAUCCCAAGGCACCACAAUUGAGAAAAGAGAAUCCUGAGAUGAGCAAGAUAUUCGAUUCGAGUGAUGAACAUUUUUCGACAAAAAUUGCUGGAAUCUCAUUAGAAGAAUGGAAUGUCUUCAAGAUGAUUGAAAGACGGGCCCGUGAAGAAGAAGACAGAGAUGAACCAUAUGUGAAAGUGAAGCCGUCAUUGAGGAAAAAAUUCGAGCGCCAAAAGAAAGCUACCAUCGAGAAACCAAGUGAAUUCGUCUUUGGAGCCGAAAUAAAAGAUCAAUUU